AUGGCGCGAGGUUCCUUCACCACUUCCUCUAAAAAGCGAAAGCGCUCAACGCGCAAGCCGUAUGAAGACAGAGGCAAGAUCGUCGCCUCUCUCGGAUACUCCUACACUGACGCCGCUUUUGACAAGUGGCGAGACUCAUCGCUCGUCAAACCGUGGUGGGAAGUCUUCGCCAGCAAGUUUCUGAAGACAGAUCUCUACAAGCCUGGUAAUAGCGUUCCCACCUUCGACGAUCUCUAUGCACGCAUCCGGGACGAUGAGUGGCGCGGCCGCAUAGGAUCCCUUGGACAGACGCAUUUUCCGAGACUCGUCGUGGAGAACACUGGCGACCGCGAGGGGUGUUUCUACUAUUGGGCAAGAGAAGACGUGGAAACCGUAUUCCGAACAGCUUACCACUACAUCCUGUUUGCAAAAUGGGAGCGCGCAACAGCACUCACGAGAUCGAAAUCCACGAGAUCAGCAAAGGCGAAUCCAAAGGCGACUACUGCACGUAACCCGGCGCCUUCAUCAGACGACUCGGAUGCUGGAGAGUGCGAACCAACACUAGGGCUUGCGUGCGUGCGGUGGACUGAAGGUCGACCUUUGGGCGCGCUUACAGCGAUUGAGAUCGAAUCGUUUCGUAGCUAUAGCUUGAAGGACUUCCUGGGAGAGAUCAACCGGCGUUUUGGGCUCAGUAACCGCAAACAGCGUUGUAAGGCGCUGGUAGCUGAGGACAGCCAGGCACGCCCGGCAAAGUAUGAAGUGGUCAUCUUCACGCUGGAGACUGAGGAUAUCGAGGUUCCGGAGGAGAAGCUCAGCGGCGAUGACAGGGUGUUCCGAUAG
Messenger RNA from Alternaria conjuncta, 819 nucleotides. RefSeq lists its product as uncharacterized. The transcript is spliced from 2 exons. NCBI's taxonomy places the organism in Eukaryota, Fungi, Ascomycota, Dothideomycetes, Pleosporales, Pleosporaceae. The record is from RefSeq and is a predicted model, not a curated record. The coding region runs from base 1 to 819 and encodes 272 amino acids.